CCGUGCGAUGGCGUGUGUUUUUGGCCGUGAAGAAGCCAGAGCCUUAUCUUUUAGCUUUCUUUGCUGUCGACUAUACUGACUGCUGGUAACCCUGCCGGUUGGGGCGGAGAGAAAUAACAAACAAGUCUAGGCUCGUUGUUUGUUUGACGCCCCCAUAACUCCAGCAAGAUUCCAGUUAUACAGUUUGAAGCAGGGUGGGGUUUAAAGUGACUUGACACACAGGGGUCUGGGCUAGUAUAAUUCGUAAAUAAAGUAUAGUAAUGCUUGGUCAUACUAAUACCAACUCUAUUUUUCCUCUGAAGAAGAGUCAGAAUCACCUCCAUCUACUAAUACUGCUCCUAGGCCUAGAGCCGACUGUGUUCCAGUUCACUCUACUCAUCCGCCGGAGAUGGGCGAGGAGGCCGCGAUAGCAGGUGAACCUCAGAAUCUCACAAUGGGUAACUGGGCAUCGCUGGGAAAUUCAGUACUUUCGCCCAAUGACAAGUCCUCGUCUGAAUCUUAUGGUUGUGGUGAUGAUGCGAAAACUACUGUCACUGAUACUGCUAAACCAGCACAAUUUAACCAAAGUCAUCCAGGCUUAGGCCUAGGCCUACAUGAUGAAGAAUUAUCCAUGAUUAAGUCAUUUGUUUUUUUGGAUUUGGAGUCAUCUGCAUUACAGUCGUACGACAGACCAAAGAUCACAGAAGUCUGCUUGGUUGCUGUUCAUAGAUCUAGCAUUGAAAAUGCUAGUACACUUGGCGGUAUGACCAAGCCAAGAGUGCUUGACAAGUUGUCCUUGUGUGUAUAUCCUAGCAAGCAAAUUGAACCAGUUGCUUCAGAUAUAACAGGUCUAAACAAUGCCCUUCUGUUGGAGAAUGAGAAAAAAGCUUUUAAUGCUGAUGUUGCCGAGUCGAUUAGCGCUUUUUUGAGAAGACAGUCCAAACCUGUAUGUAUUGUUGCUCACAAUGGAUACAACUUUGAUUUCAAGUUACUUCGAACAGAGUUUGAUUAUAUCGGACGUUCUCUGCCUUCUGACAUAUUAUGUUGUGAUUCCUUGAUAGCUUUCAAAGAGCUUGAAGAGGAACAUCACAGAUGCACACAAGAUUCAGUUUCAGACAUUGAUGUAACACAUGUCUCUAGCAACAUGCCAAGUAAUACCAAUGAAAGCUCUGAGAAACUGUCUGUUGAGAAGUCUUGUGUAGCACCAAAUAUAGGUUCUCCUUAUAAGAAGAAGAAGUACUCGUAUGCCCUUGGGAAAAUUUACCAGAGAACUUUUGGAAAAGAGCCGGAAAAUGUGCAUGAUGCAGAAUCGGAUGUGAUUUCAUUAAUUCAGCUGGUGUUAAAUCGUGGAAGUACAAUAUGCACGUGGAUGGACACACAUGCAACAAAGUGGACAGAUAUUCAGCAAUAUUAUGUUCCAUCACCAAAAAAAAUGUGUACCAAACAAUUUUAAUAUUUAGUACUAUUUUAUAUUUAAAUAAUUGAAUGUGUGGUUAAAAUACUGUACAUAGAAUUAGUUUUGUCAUCACUAUAUCUGGUGUGGAUAGACAGGAAGUAGUUUCUGGGAUAAAUGUGAGAAAUCUGGGAUAAAUAUGAGAAAUUGGUAUUUAGAUAGAUACUGUAGACUCGCCUCACUAUAUCGUGCAAAUUUUGUAAUGCUUUUAUACUUUCUUAAUAAUUUCUUUUAAAUUUUUCCUGUAAAUUGAAUUUUUAAAUGAAUUGUAUUAUGAAUUUGUAAAUAGAUGAAGUAUUUUCAAAUGUUUAUUAGUAAAAAUCUGAAUGCAGUCAAGUGCAAUGAAUGAAUUAAUGAUAUUCAAAAAUUAAAACAUUGAACUGCAAAAAGUGCUAUAUAUUUUUUUCAAACAAUAAAUUCAAUUAUUAUAUUCCAAUGUUAGCAACUAUUCAUUUUUUCCCCUUUUUUAAUAAGAACUAUGAAGUCCAGACAUUGGAAAUUAAUAAAUUGUGUAAUCUGUUCAUUGAGGAAAUAGUUAAAUUAGAUCUGUUUUUGUGAUCAAUUGAAUUUUAAUUAAAUGUUUUAGGGUAGAGCAUAUUCCUGAUACAGUAAGUUUUUAAAUUUUAUUUAAUUUUUUUUAAAGUUAUCAGGUUCCUCUAGAAUCCAAGUAAGCAAGCUUGAUUAAAAUUAUUUUUUGUCAGUUGGAUCAUUUUCACUGUAGUAAGUGCAAAAUGGGGAUUUUGUAUUGUAGGUUAAAUAUUAAGUGAGUCGUACAGUACUACAUAAUGGUUCGAAAAAAUACUCUUUGAGAUUAUUGUCUAUUUAAACUUUCAAUGUUAUUGUAGUUAUGCUGAACUCUUGCUAUGUUGCCAGAGACUUUACUGUUACUGUGCUACAAAAAUUGUGUAAUAUCUGCAAUAUAAAAUAUGCAAAAUCAACAGGCCUGGAUGAAAUUGCUUCAAUAAAGUACAGCGAAAUAUUAACUGUAUGUUUAAGUAAAAAUAAAGCAAGGGAGGGAAUUGCCUGUUAAUUAAAUAAUAAUAAUGAAACAGAGGUUUUGCAGCAUUACAGUACAUCUAAUCUUAAAUUUUGUAAAUUUCAUUUUUUAUUGUAUAGUUAUUUUAAAUACCAUAGUAGAAAGUACUGUAGUAGUUAGUUUAAAAUUAUGUACAGUUAGUUUUGUAUGAUGGCUUAAAAUUUGAUUAACAAUGGAUUACGUAUAAACUGGAAUUUGGCAAGAUUCAUUUUCAUUGUAAUAGGGAUACAGCAAUGUACAAUGUAAGUUAUGGAUUUAAUUAAUUUUUAAGUAAGUAAUUUAAAUAUUAUAAACAAGAUUACAUUUUUUGAAUAUACAGUAAUUGAGAUAAAGCAAUGUUCUAUGUAUACUGUGGAUGAUUGGAUUGACGAUAUAUGAAUGAAUUUUUUACGUAAAAUUGUUAAGGAAAAUUAAGUACUAUACAGUAAAUAGUUAGACUCCAUAUACAGUAAACUGGAAUUUGGCAAGAUUAAUUUUUCAUGGUAAUUGAGAUACUGUAUUAUUAUACAAUGCAGCAGGUUUAUGAACAGUGUUUGUGUUAUGUUUCGAAAUUUGUAAUGAAAUAAAAAAAAAAAACAA
Messenger RNA from Anneissia japonica, 3047 nucleotides. RefSeq names its product three prime repair exonuclease 2-like. NCBI's taxonomy places the organism in Eukaryota, Metazoa, Echinodermata, Crinoidea, Comatulida, Comatulidae. The record is from RefSeq and is a predicted model, not a curated record. Bases 389 to 1432 code for a protein of 347 amino acids. Gene Ontology annotation, cellular component: cytoplasm. The transcript has a single exon. Gene Ontology annotation, biological process: DNA catabolic process. Gene Ontology annotation, molecular function: 3'-5'-DNA exonuclease activity; nucleic acid binding.